AUGAAAAGAAAGAAUACUGGUCCAAUAAAUAGCAUACAAAAAUUGGAGAUGAAGAACAAAGUGGCAACAAAUUUUAUUAGCGGCAAAAACCGCUCCCCACUUCGCACACCAGCGAGGAACGAAUGUAAUGAGAAGAGUUACCUAAAGGAGGAAGACAUAUUCCUUCGUAGCAAGCCUGUAGAUUUUAUCUACCAUUCGGUUAAUCAGAAACCAUUAAAUGGUAGCCCCUCAUUAGAUGAGCUGAUCAUGAACAGAACGGAGAUGAAAAAGAAAACUGAUAACUUGGUGGUUACUAACUUUUUGCAAAAUGAGGAAAAUGACAUAAUCUGCAAUAAUGGUAUGUCACAAGAGGUAGGAACUAAAGGCAGGAAAAAUGACACCAGUGAUGAGAAGACCACCGCAUGGAUGGGAAGAGAACCUGUCUUCGGAAGGAAGGACUCGUUAGAGAUCAGAUUCCGCCAAGGGCAUAUCCCCCCCAGCAACAAUCAUGAGAAAAAAAUAACCCAUCAGGAAAAAAGAACCCACGAUGCUGAUAUCAGCGCGAUUGCUGAAGGAAGAAACGACUUUGUUAAGAUAACGAAAGAGGUGCACGGAAGCAGUAAUUACUCCUUGAUCGAUCAAAGCGGCGUAUCGGAUAGGAACCACAUGAAUGAAAUGGAAAGAAAAAAAAAUGGCACCCAAGGUAGCAACGGAAGUAACACCACAAGGCACAGAGAACAUUUGGCAGAUUUACCACAUUUUGGAACAAUAUAUGAUGAAGAGGAGAAUGAAGAUACAGUCGACUUCAACACUGCUAAUGUGAUGGGAUCAAACGACCCGAAGAAGAACACGCAACUACGAAGCCGUGUUAAUGAAGGUGCACUGAAAAGGGUAGACGACUCGACAAAUCAGGAUGAUUCCCAAAGUGAAGUGCACAAAUUUAACAACACCGAACAGAGUCUAAGUGAUCUAAUUAGAGCGUUCCAGUUGAAGAUAGCCCAAAAUGUGGGUGUUCCAUCGGGUAACAUACCCAGUGUAGACACCCCAGAGGAUAAUUACGCAGAUAAUCGCAGCGCUGCUCCAAAAAAGGAGAUGACGACACGCUUAUACAACUGCACUAAUUCUAAUAACGCAAAGGUGGCUGAAAAAUGGGUCAAGCGUUAUGAAGCACCACCUCAAGGUAACGAACAAAAGAUGGAGGAUCUUGGGGAGGUGAAAAAAGGAGCCACCUUAAAAAUGAGCCGCAAUAGGCAGAUUCGGAGCCCAUCCAAAUGGGUUCUAAAGGAUCCAUUUAACAAACCGAAAAGAAGCAAAUCAGAAGAUAAGACAUUUCUCCCAUGCAAUAAUAGCGGUUUGGCAGGUUCGACGCACACAUAUGGGUAUGCUCACCAGGGUGCAAGCAAAUUGGAACAUACAGAAAAUAGCGCAGAAAACGAAAUAAAUUACUACCUACAUAGGGAAGAAAAUGUAAUCGAAUUUGAUGGAGAGGGAGGAAGUAGUUAUCACCUAUUGAACCACGAAAACGGUGAAAGUACCAAUGGCUCCUACUCUGUGCAGGAAGGGGGACCAUACGAAAAGGUGCAGUUCAUCCCGGCAAACUACAUCCUAAUAAAUAGGGAAGGAUAUAAUCCAAGUAUAGAAAGUCUAAAAAAUGAGCAAAUGAUUAACAGUCAGGAGAACCUUACCUAUCCUCUAAUGUCUGAGUUUAUGCAGCCAUUUGUGGGGAGCAAAGAAGGGCUAGAAAAUGACGACUCCAAUUGUGGCUCCUUUGUAGAGAGGAAAAGCUUCACGGAUGAAAACUUCUCUCACCAGAAGGAUAAGCUAAGUAGAAGUAUCAAUUAUAUUAGGCAAAUUAAGAAGGCCAAUGAGAAAGCAAGGUACGCGAAUUCGAUGGAAGAAAAGGUGAAAAAGACUAGACAAGGGGAGGAGUCUGCUAGGAAGGAAGAGGAUGCAUAUUUUGCGUCCCCUCGUUUUGGUUCACUCAGCCAGGAAGAGGUGGAAGAAGUGAACCACGUGAGAGAAGCACCUUCCUGGAGUGAGAAAAAAAACAAAAGAGUGAACCCUCUGAUGUUCUCUAAGAGCCACUUACAGGAAGGGUUACUAAAUAACGCAAGAAAGCAGGGCAACUCGAAAACUGGAAAAAAUGGCUAUGCAAACUGGGCGCUGAAAAACGGGCGUGACGCUCUGCCUCAAAAACUGAGUAAACAGGUGGAAACGCCGACCAAGGGUAGAGGGGUCGAAUUGGUGAAAAAAGUAGACCUAGCCGAAGUGCACCUGAAUGGUGAGAGGAUAGACACGCCCAAUAGGGCCAAUCGGGUCAAUCAUGCCAAUUUUUCGAACCUUUCGAAUUUUUCAAACCUCUCCGAUUCGCUAAAAUUGAUUGAGCGGAAGCGAAAGGGGGAUAUCUGCAAAAGUGGGGCAAACGGCCGGACGAGCGCCAAAAAGGAAGAUUCCCCCUUGAAGCACGACCAUGUGAAAGACGAAAAAUACACAAAGAAACAGACAAACACAACAUUACGUAGGUGUCCCAAAAUAGGAAGCAAAAAAAAUGACACCAAUAAAGCACUUAAGAUAAAAUCCCCCUUCAUUUCUAAGCACAAUAAUAUUCCUAUGCAUGCAGUACCAAUACGUAACGAACCACUUAAGUCGACUAAAAUGGUAAAAGAGGAACGACAACAGAGGCACCACAACGGAAGUCAACAAUAUGGAAACCUGAACAGAACAGGAAAAAUUAUCUUAGAAAGGAAAAAAAUGAAGAGCAAAGAUAAGUCUACCUUUCUCCAAAAGGGAGCAUCUAAAAAGGAUGCAGGUCAAGAUACUCCAGUAGAACUAACCGAAAAGGAAGACAAGAAUAAAAUUUACAGCAUUCCCUCUUGUCAUAGUUCCAGUUCCUAUGAUCACCGUCCUAUUCGCUCCCUCAACAAUUCUAACCUGAGCUGCGAUUCGCAGGAGACGCAACACGUCAACAACUUGACCCAUAUGCGCAAACAGAAUUUGUCCAAAAUGAAGGAAAUGAUAACCCGGGAAAGGGAAGCUGUGAGGAGAAGCUCCAUCGUUCCGUACCCCAAAAGUGGUGCACGAGGGGGGAAAAAUUGCAAAUGGGAGGUCAAGGGGGCAGGAAAAAGGGAACCGAAAAGGGAAACGCAAAAAGAAGUGAUCCCCAAAAGAAACGCAUUGUGCAGGACGAAGGGCGUAACGGGAGGAAGCAUGGGGCAUGACUCCGUUGGGACUCAAAUAGUGGAAUCCCACAAAGCGGAAGAUUACAGCAUAAGUGCCCGAAAAGCAAUUUUAGCGAAGAAGAACCAAAAGGAAAAAUACCCCCUCGAUAUAGAAGUCUCGUAUAAGUGCAAAAGCAUUUACAUAAAAAUCAACGUAGACUCAAAUAAUGAGGAGCUACUAAAGCAUACACAACAGAGGUUGCCGAAAAGGAGUCUGGAAUUUAAGUUAUUCACAACCAAGUUUGUCGAUGGGUUCAUAAAAUCAACCGAAUCGAAAAUUUAUAAAUCGUCGAGUAUUAUUUUGCAAAAUGCAGAGACUGAUGUUUUUUACAACAUCACUAUUCAUGUGUAUAGCAAUGUCGUGUCUAGCCUAUGGCUGUACGGAUCCGCUUCUUUCUAUCUAACCAAAUAUAACGUUGAACGGUUUAAACUGAAGACGCCUUCCUCUGUUACGUUUAACAAAGACGGGGAUGUCAGAAAUGGGGUGUCAUCCAGCGCAUUCGCCAGGGAAAAGAAGGAUGAGUCGAAGAGUUCCUCCAAAAAUAUCCAUCAGAAGGGAAAAAAUGGUGAACCCCUUUUUUUUACCAACUCAGAAGGACAAGAUACACAGGAUUAUCUGCUAGAAGAAGAGGUGAAAGACAUCUCCCUGGAUGAACAUUCUUCCACCUCCUUCGACGAUGAUAUUUCUUCCGACGAAAGUGACGCCAGAAUGGAAAAUGUAAACAUCGGCAUUAAUUUAAGAGGGUCCUCCAAUUUGGCACAUCAACAUAGCAGUGGUCAGAAUAACCAUAAUGGUGAUGACCACAACCAAAUAAACGACUCCAUGCGAAACGAAUGUGGCGUCAGCAGCUCUACCUAUGACGAACUGCUCCUAAAUUUUAGCCAAAUUAACAAAAGUAAAAUAAAGAAGGAAUUACAAACUGUUCGGUGCGAUAAGGGGGACACUCUGACAUCUUCCAUAGCCGAGAAGGACACAUCUAUCAAUGAGGAAGAAAAUAAUCAUGAACAUUAUCACAGAGGGUCAUCACGUGAACAAAAAGACCAAAGUGAGAAACCCACUGGAGGUGAACUUCCCCCAGUGGAGGAACCCACUGUAAGAUACACAACUGCAACGGUUCAGGAGGAUCACCUUUUAGAAAAAUCACUCCACUGUGAAAACUACUUAGACGAAAAUAGCAAGGGGAAUUUAAAAUUUACCAAAUUCCUGAUAGAAAAAGGGACACAUAAUAUAAUGCCAGAUUCGAAUAAACUGUUUUCAAAUGUUUCACUAGUUAAGGAAGACACAACUUGUUUUCCUUUUAUACUUUCAAGCAGCACCUCCUUUAAGGGGGCCCACGAGAAUGGCACCGAAAGUGUAGAAUCCCAAAUGGCGAAACGACCACCUACUGGGGAUCCCCCCCUGAAGGGAGGUAAAAACAAUUUCAAAACAAAUUUGUUCAGAAGCUGUUCAUCUGGCGACGUGACAAAUAUUUUUGAAAAAGACGAAAAAUACUCUAACGUGGGGGAACCUCUUCCCAUGUUGGGUGCACAAAAAGAAAAGCUAGCACAGAUAGGUCGUCUACUAAGUGAGAAAUGGACAGAAGAGAAAAACGAAAAUUGUAUAACCACUGUUCAUGGGGUGGAUGGCAUUCCUAAUGAGAAUAAUCUACACACGAUUAGGAGCCACCCCUUCGGGGGAUUAACCAGUGCAAAUUUUCCCCCAAACAGGAAAGAGACAAAGGGAAACAAUACGAGAAGGCACCUUCAUAACAGCUUUGUACAAAUCCCUUCCAUGGAAAAAUGGAAAAAAGAAAAUGGUCUAAGGAAUGAAUCGCAUCUAUCAAGUGCAGAACCACAGCUAGCCGAGAAAGAACCCAAUUCUACAUCAAAUCUCGUCUUCUCAAGGGGUACAUUUGUAUACAAAAAGGAAAACGAGGAUGUAGAAGGGUUGGAGGCAACGCAGGGAAGAGUUGGACAAAAUGAGGUCCACAUGUUAAGCGAAAUGAGUAGUGCCAAGAAGAGCAAUGAUGAGGACUACCCACAUUCGAGUGACCUCACCGUAUCUAGCCAGGUCCAGGUAAACGCAAAGGAAUGCACAAGUGGAUCUAACGAACAUGGACCCAUUUCCGGGGACACCCCUUCGAAUGAUAAGGGAGAAGAACUCUCCAAAGGUAAUUUUCAAGCCGACAAAGCAGCCACAUUUAUGGACGAGGUUGCCAAAUGGAGUCAGUUAAACAGGUCCGAUGUUAAACACACGGUCGACUCGAACUACAACAGGUGGAUCCUACACAAAAAUGGAAAUGUAGCCAAUAAAGCGAGUUCUCCUAAUGGACUGAUCACGCAAAAUAGUACCCCGAAUGGUAAGUCGGUUCACAAAUUCGGCCCAUGGGUGAACAGAGGUUGUUACCCUCCACAGGGAAAGUACACUCUACCAGGGGGGUCUCCCUACAAAACACACCAGGGUAGAAGCAUCGCCAUGUCUAAUCCGAUGUGCAAUCCAAUGUGUAGUGGCAUGCCAGACAAGGGAACAAAUUUGCAGAGCAAAAACAUACCAGUGCAGUUACCCACAUACGCGGAGGAGGUUAAAAUGAAGUACCCACAACACCCCUAUUUUAACAGAACAAACGGGAUGGUAAAUUUACCCAACGGAGCUUACCUACUUCAGGGUAACCAAACAGUGGGGCAUAACUUAGGCAGAGAUUUUGCAAAUAAGUUUGCGCACAUUGGGAAGGAACGCUCGCCAAGCGGUUUUCGAAGCGGUGUUCCAAGUGGCCUUCCCAUCGGCAUUACCAACGGGGUGGAAAAAAAAAUGCACAACUCAGAGGACCUACUGUACAAAAGCAACAACUACAGAAAUGUCCGAUGCGUGCAAGGGCCUGUUGACGUUCCGCCUCCUUACAUCACGAAUAAGUCUGUCGUCAGUGAAGGUCGGUAUGUGAACCUUCCCCACUGCGCCCUCAGACAGAACUACAAUGGGGUGAACUUCCCAAGUGUACACACACAAAUGGCUACCCACCAAAAUGCCGAAACGUAUGCAAAAGAAUUUGCACCCAAAAUUCCCCCCUGUGAAGGGAGCAUCACGAAGGAUAUGCCGCAUGAUGGUAUAAACCUACCUCUUAAAAAAAGCAACCUUCAGGAGGACGGAUUACCAAUUGUGGGGACACUUCCCCACAACGGGAAACCCAAAACAGGCGCAAAUAAUUACCCCCCAAGUGGGGGAAAUGUUCCCCAUAAGGACCCUAACCAGGUGGCAGAUAACAGUUUUUACAAGAAAGAACCCACUCCGAUGUUCCAGACGUACCUCAAUGGGGAAAUAACGGACUGCCUCCAAGGGGGAGUCCUACCUGGUCAGCAGAAUAUAAACCCACUUAUAAGCAGUCUCCCCAAUGGCAUCCACAGUUCGACAAACAAAUUACAUGCCAACAUGCAGGGCAACACCGACAGGCACCUACGCCAGGAGGGUUCACCAUAUAGAGGACCCUCACCAUACACCCCCAUUGUGGGAACCAACCUGCCCAGAGUAAACAAUAACAUUAAAAUGUUCGCCUUUAAUGAGGAAGGUAUAACGGCCCACCUAGAAAAUCAAAAAAGGAACAAAAACCAGGGGAAGAACCCCCUUUACCCUUACAUGCAACAAAAUAUGCACACCCAUGCUGGUACAGGAAUGCCAAACAAUAUUGGUCACACCAAAAAUGGAUACUACCUCCCGAAUUGUAGUCCUCCCGAUAAUGUACAAAUGAGAGCAGCAUGUCUAAACCAACACGCAAUGAAAAAUAAUCCAACUGUUUUAAAAAAAGGAAACGAACCUUAUUUCGGAAGGGCUGUCCAAAAACCCGUUAUGUGUACCUAUGCACCAUGUGGGGAUAAUCCAUAUGCUCCACAAAAUGGUAACUUAGAAAAAGACCACCUCAAAAAAUGUACCUUUCUAUAUACACAAGGAAUGCCAAAUGUAGCCACGGAAAAUCCGUUUUCCGUUUUUAAAACGAACCAAGAGAAGUUAACUGGCGCUGUAAGGCCCACUGCCAGUGGUAACAUCAACCCUAUUGAUCAAAAUGUUCAGAGGAAAGUCGGUGCAUAUGCCCCAUGGGGUGACGCCCGUCGGGUGGUGCUACCUGGUAGAACGGGACAGUUACCCUACGCUCAUUGGCCACAAUGUGCACCCCAUAACGCGCUUCAUAUGUUCCACCCGAACGGGAAGAUCAAUGGCCCCCCAACAAAUAUACAAAGACAGAAGGAGAACCCGAGUGGCCUUUCUCCCCCCGAUGGGCGUAACUCCCCCUGCAGUGGCUAUCGCCCCCAAGGAGCGAAUCUGAUCAAGCAGAAUCCCCCAACGGAAAAACAGAAAAUGCAAACUGGAUAUCCGCUCAGAAGUUUAUCCAAGCAGCCGAACCAAGACGGGGCCAAACUGGCAAGCUCGCUUGCGUCACCCAACAAGGUAAAGGGGAACACACACCGAGCAGUCACUUUCCUGGAUGAACCUUCGAUAAUACAAAAUGACACUAAUCAGGAUGGCGUACAUCCAAAUGAAUUUCUUCACGAUAGUGCCUCCCACAUGACUGGCAAGCACAACCUGACGAGUGAUGAAAAAGUCAGUUCGAGUGCCAAUGCGAAUAUGCCCCACCAGCCAAACAAUUGCAUAUCAUGGGAGAAAUCCGAGGAAGCACGCAAAUUCGACCUAAAGUACAACGAAAUAAAUUUUAAAAGCAUCCAGUGUGUAGAACAGACAAAUAAGCAGUUCGCGGAUCACAUAUAUAACAUGGCCAAAGGUUCCAACACAGCAUGUUCUGCAAGGGAAUAUACCUACACAGAUAAUAGGUGUGUGAAGCGAGAAAAUUCAUUGGGAAAAAACAGAAAAUUUUCUCCCUUUUUUGGAUUACGUAAUAGUGGUAAUUCAAAUACAGAAGAUCAGAAAGAGUGCACACAAAAGAAAACUCCAACAACAAACUCGUUCCAGUUGAGUAUUCAGCUGGGAGAACGUGAGUGGGGGAAAAUUAAAUUCACCCGUGAGGAUAUCCUGGAUGAUAGGAUUAAUAAGUUUAUUGAAAGUAAUAACUUAAAGAAAAUUUUUUUAUCUCCCUUGAGGGAAAAAUUGAAAUAUAUGCUGCAAAAUGAUGUGCCCAAGUGGAGCAUGAGCAUUACGGAAAUAUUGUAA
Molecule: messenger RNA, 8328 nt
Organism: Plasmodium coatneyi
Lineage: Eukaryota; Apicomplexa; Aconoidasida; Haemosporida; Plasmodiidae
Exons: 1
Coding region: 1-8328 (2775 amino acids)
Source: RefSeq, a predicted model, not a curated record